This is a messenger RNA of Rotaria sordida, 1422 nucleotides long. The record is from the annotation of a GenBank genome assembly. NCBI's taxonomy places the organism in Eukaryota, Metazoa, Rotifera, Eurotatoria, Philodinida, Philodinidae.
AUGCAAGUAGCAAAUCGAACAACUCGCCGUUAUGUCACACCAUCUACGAAAACUCAACCGGGAAAUAAUCGUUCGACAAGCAAAAAUCGUUCUAAUAUUCCAAAUGUAUCCCAAUCUUCGCCAAAGAAAGUUCUUGAUACGCCAAUAUCAAAAUCAAACGAACCACCAACAUUAAAAAAAUUUGUUGAUCGUUUUCGUUAUGAUGAACCUCAACCUCGACCAGAACGAGAUUCAAUUAAUUCUGAUUUUUGGUGGUUACAUGAUGAAUUAAAAAAUACUUGUUGUUCGAAUGCUAAUGAAAAUGCUGAACGUAAAUCAAAUAUUCCAGAAUACAUUGAAAUAUUUCCUUCGACAGAUAUUGAUCAAGAUUUAAAUAAACGAGCAUCUUUACUUCUUAAUCAAACAUUUAGUGCACAUUCAUCUGAUGUCGGCCAUGUAUCAAGUACAGGUAUUGGUUCGACUCCAUCAUCAACAUUAACAAGAACAACAACAACAAAUACUUUUCAGCCUAUUGUUCAUGAACAACCAGCUCGACCAAUAUUUACACGAAUUACGGAUUCAAAGUAUAAUUUUACAAAUGAUGGUAGUGACGAUGAUAUUUUAUAUCAAUGGCGUUUACGUAGACGACUAGAACAAGCACAAAAUGGCGAACCCAUAACAUUUCCAUCGAAAAUAACCAAUCGAACUCGUGUAUCUCCAGUACGUUCAUUUUUACCUUCAACACCUAUCGAAAUACCAACAGUACUUCCACCACGUCCACCUUCUCCUCCAGUUAUUAAACUAUCAUCACCUAAACAAGAACAUCAACAAUCAUCAACGACAAAUAUCGAAACAGACCAUAUAAAACAACCUGUUACAACUCUAAUACCAACUCGACAAUAUUCAGAAGCAUGUACACAAACAUUACAAGAUGCUUGUAUUCAAACAUCAUUGACUAUUGAAAAUCAUCUUUCUUUCUCAAGUUCUGUUCCAAAUGAAGUUGAUCUUCGUCCAACACGUGAUAAUGAUCAUCAUUCAUCUAUUUGGCAUCGUCCACCACCACGAUCAAAAUGUGAAAUAACACGAACAUCAUCAUCACCAUCACCAUCACCUAUUAAACGUCAUCAUCAUCAUCAUCAUCAAAGAUCGGUCAUAAUUCCCUCAAAUACUGUUCAAUCUUCACAAGAUAGUACAUUAACACAAGUUACAUCGAUCAUGAUUAAUGAUAAUAAUAAUAAUACGGAUAAUCAUUGUCAAAUUAAAAAUACUUCAAGUAUGACUGUAAUCGAUGAAUUUCAUGAAAGACAACAACAAAAUACUGGUGAUGAUCAUAUUGAUUAUUCGAAUGAUGAAAUAUUGAAUAUAUUAAUACAGAAACGAGACGAAUUACUAAUAGCAUUUCGAGAAAUUGAACAACGCUUGGCAAAUAUAAAUUCUGAAUAA